AUGCCGUCUUUCGGCGACGCCAUGGUCAUGGAGUCCUAUCCGUCUCACCCGUCUCACCCGUCUCACCAUUCUCACCACUCCCGCUACUCCCACCACUCUCAGCAGCCUCAGUACCCGACAGAAAUGGGCAUCAAUCUGAGCCUGGGAAGCAACAACCCUUACUCUCGCUACGCUUCUCCCACUCCUUCUCUGUCUUCCUCCUCGUCUGCUAGAAAGUCUGUUAAACGCCAGCGGUCAUCUUCAUUGCCUUCAGUCCAAUGGAAUGGACAGCUGGAGCAUCAUCCGCCACACCCACGCCGGGCACAGAAUGUGCCGCCCUCCUACUAUCCGCACAAUCGCCAAAAUAGCCCUCGCGGCCCUCGCCCACAUCCCAAGUACCCGCGGCAGUCGCUUCUCGUCAAUCCAGAUAUUAUCGACCGCCUGGACGACGUGGGUUUCUUCCAGUAUCACCACGAGGGGCCCUACGAUGCGGUCUAUGCCGAAAGAAACCACGACAGCAAAUGUAGCCCUAUUGAGGCUCUCAGGGAGUCCAACGAAGAGGCUCUCAAGGCGACUCCAAAGGACAAGAUAGCCGACUGUCUUCAGAGCCACCGUCCUCUCGACGGAGUGGCAUUCUAUCCUCCCGGAACUACCGACAAGACGGGGAAGACUUAUGAAUACGAGGAAGGCGUCAACAUGAUGAAUGACUACGGAAACUUUACUCGUUGCCCUGGCUUGAAAUUUACCGACGAGGACUUCAAGGACGAUCCGUUCUACAACACUCCGCUUCCCAAGCCGCUUGCUGCUCUCCGCAAGGCACUGAGUCUGCGCCGGUGCAAGCGCAGGGGAACCUCCUGA
Molecule: messenger RNA, 837 nt
Organism: Aspergillus clavatus NRRL 1
Lineage: Eukaryota; Fungi; Ascomycota; Eurotiomycetes; Eurotiales; Aspergillaceae
Exons: 2
Coding region: 1-837 (278 amino acids)
Cellular component (GO): cytoplasm
Source: RefSeq, a predicted model, not a curated record